This is a messenger RNA of Arxiozyma heterogenica, 1581 nucleotides long. It is a transcript of the gene ACH1, whose product is annotated as acetyl-CoA hydrolase. The coding region runs from base 1 to 1581 and encodes 526 amino acids. Gene Ontology annotation, molecular function: acetate CoA-transferase activity; acetyl-CoA hydrolase activity. The record is from RefSeq and is a predicted model, not a curated record. Gene Ontology annotation, cellular component: mitochondrion. NCBI's taxonomy places the organism in Eukaryota, Fungi, Ascomycota, Saccharomycetes, Saccharomycetales, Saccharomycetaceae. The transcript has a single exon. Gene Ontology annotation, biological process: acetate metabolic process.
AUGACCGUUUCACAAUUGUUAAAACAAAGAGUUAGAUAUGCCCCUUACUUAGAUAGAGUAAAAAAAGCACAUGAAUUAAUUCCGUUAUUUAAGAAUGGACAAUACUUGGGUUGGUCUGGAUUCACUGGUGUCGGUACUCCAAAAUGUCUCCCAGAAGCAUUAGUAGACCAUGUAGUUCAAAAUAAUUUGCAAGGUAAAUUGAAAUUUAACUUAUUCGUUGGUGCUUCCGCAGGUCCGGAAGAGGAAUCAUGGGCUACACAUGACAUGAUUAUAAAGAGAGCACCACAUCAAGUCGGUAAACCUAUUGCAAAAGCUAUUAAUACUGGGCAAAUUAAAUUCUUCGAUAAGCAUCUUUCAAUGUUUCCACAAGAUUUAACAUAUGGUUUCUAUACAAGAGACCGUACAGACGGUAAAAUAUUAGAUUAUAUGAUCAUUGAGGCUACUGCUAUUAAAGAAGAUGGGUCUAUUGUUCCUGGUCCAUCUGUCGGUGGUUCUCCAGAAUUUGUUAGUGUUAGUGAUAAAGUUAUUAUUGAAGUCAACACUGCAACCCCGUCCUUUGAAGGACUUCAUGAUAUUGACAUGCCUGUUUUACCACCUUACAGAACACCUUACCCAUACGUUAAAGUCGAUGAUAGAUGCGGUAAGAAUUCAAUUCCAGUCGAUCCAGAUAGAGUUAUCGCUAUUGUUGAAUCUACUGUAAGAGAUAAAGUCCCACCAAAUACUCCAUCCGAUGCAAAGUCUCAAGCGAUCGCAUCCCAUUUAGUUGAAUUCUUCAGAAAUGAAGUUAACCAUGGUAGAUUACCAGAGAAUUUAUUACCUUUACAAAGUGGUAUUGGUAACAUUGCUAAUGCUGUCAUUGAAGGUUUAACUGAUGCUAAUUUCAAGCAUUUGAAUGUGUGGACUGAGGUCUUACAAGAUUCAUUUUUAAAUUUGUUUGACAAUGGAUCCUUAGAUUUUGCUACUGCUACCUCAAUUAGAUUAACAGAAACAGGUUUUGAGAGAGUUUUCUCUAACUGGGAUAAAUUCAAGGACAGAAUUUGCUUGAGAUCCCAAGUUGUCUCCAAUUCUCCAGAAAUUAUUCGUAGAUUAGGUGUCAUUGCCAUGAACACACCUGUGGAGGUUGAUAUUUAUGGUCACGCCAACUCUACUAACGUCAAUGGUUCUCGUAUGUUAAAUGGUUUAGGUGGUUCGGCGGAUUUCUUAAGAAACGCUAAAUUGUCUAUCAUGCAUUGUCCAUCAGCUAGACCAUCCAAGACCGAUCCAACUGGUAUCUCUUCCAUUGUUCCAAUGGCUUCUCAUGUUGACCAAACUGAACACGAUUUGGAUGUUGUUGUUACUGAACAAGGUUUGGCAGACCUAAGAGGUUUAGCCCCACGUGAAAGAGCCCGCGAAAUCAUUAAACAAUGUGCUCAUCCAGAUUACAAAGAUUUAUUAACUGAAUACUUGCACAAGGCUGAACAUUAUAGUGCUCAACAUAAUUGCCUACAUGAGCCACAUAUGCUACAGAAUGCAUUCAAAUUCCAUACCAAUUUACAAGAGAAGGGGACUAUGAAGGUGACUGAAUGGAAUCCAGUUGAUUAA